AUGGCUGAAGAGAAGCCGUCCGUCCUCAUUAUUGGAGGCCUGGGCUAUAUCGGCCGCUUCCUCGCCCAACACAUUCACCAGAACAACCUUGCGUCCGAGAUGCGACUCGUUGACAAGGUGCUGCCCCAGCUUGCCUGGCUGGCUCCUGAAUUCUCCGAGGCUUGCUCCCAGAGCAACUUUAUGCAAGCCGAUGCCAGCAAACCAGAGGCUCUAGUUAAAGUAUUUGACCGAUCCGACGGCAAACAGUGGGACUAUGUCUUCAACUGCGGUGGCGAGACGAGAUAUUCCCAGGAAGAUGAAAUUUACAAGCUGAGAUCCUUGGAGCUUUCCAUUGCUGUCGCAAAGGAGGCCGCCAAAAGGAAAGUAAAGGCCUUUAUUGAGCUGAGCACAGGCAUGGUGUACAAGCCCGACUCAUCGCCGAGCAAAGAGGGGGACAAAUUGAAGCCGUGGAGCAAGAUUGCCGUUUUCAAACUGCAGGCAGAGGAGGAGCUCGCCAAGAUUGAAGGGCUUAAUCUUGCGAUUGUCCGCCUAGCUCAUGUAUAUGGUCCGUAUGCCUCUCAGUGGGUUGCAACGGCCCUGUGCAUGGCUCGCGUUUACCAGCACAUCGAAGGAGAAAUGAAGUGGCUGUGGACCAAGGACUUGCGGACUAACACGGCGCACAUCCACGACGUAACACGAGCCCUUUGGGACACUGCCGUUUGGUACGACGCUGGCAAAGCCAACUGGAAAGAGGCCGAGAUGGGCAAAGUGCCGAUUUUCAACGUAGUGGACAAGGGCACCACCACGCAGGGAACCAUGGCUGAAAUUAUUGGCGAGAUUUUCAAAAUCGAAACGGGAUUCCAGGGAACGUUGAUUAGUAGUUUUGCGAAGCUGAACCUGGAAAGCGUGGUGGAUGAUGUCAAUGACGAGGUACUCGGCCCUUGGGCUGAUCUAUUGGCUGAUGCUGGCAUCACACGACCCGGCCCCCUGACACCCUUUAUGGAGAAGGAGCUUCUCAAAGACACAGACCUCAGCAUGGACGGUAGCCGGCUGGAAACUGUUUUGGGCUUCAAGUACGAGAAACCCGCCGUCACAAAGGAGCUGAUUGAGGAAGUGAUCGAGAGCUACAAGAGGAUGAAGUGGUGGCCAUGAGGGCAAGAACAAGCAAAACACCACGCAGCAAAUGAGUGUGAGAAGCCAGAAUUAUAGCCACUUCGACACCGGGGCUCCUAUUGCUUUCGCAAGUACGCAUAUCUGAGAAAGAGCAAGCGGCUGAUUGAUGCCUACGCAAACCUUGUGGUUGAACAGCUUGUGGACGAGCAUGAAUGACCCUCGGAACCUACAAAAGCCAUGUGUGACGGUCUUGCAUUCAUAGCGAUAAUGACUUGAAGAUUUAGAGCGAGCCAGAAAGGGAGUUCGUUAAUGUACCAAUAGAUAUCCACAGGGUUCCGAGAGAGCAGCAUGAUAUCCGUCUGGAAACUGAGGUCAAUGACAGAUGCUGGGCUUGUCUUUUUAUUACAAUUUCUUUUCUUCUUCUUUUCUUUUACUUUUCAUGACCUUGUUUGUCUCUGGUUUCGGCUUUCUAAAGACGUGAAGGACUGGUGGAGAAGCUGUUGGAAUGCGGGUAAUGGUUGUUUCUAUGGUUUAGUAUCUACUUGUCCAGUUGUAGUAUCUACAUGGAGAUGGAUUAUUCUUUACUCUUUUUUUUUCUCUGGAACUUGUUGAUUAAUGAAUUUAUCUUGCGGAAACAUGUAUGUUUUUUUCUUGGCCCAUCUCUAGUCUGUAUUCCUAGCUUUGUUCAUCUUUGUUCUCCCUGUGAGCUUGCCUUGCUUAGGAGACAAUGUCUGGGUGUGGGCUGGUGCCUUGGCGCUGUACCUACGCCCAAAACAGUAGGUGUCGGUCUCAAUCAGGAUUUGAAUUAC
Molecule: messenger RNA, 1901 nt
Organism: Trichoderma atroviride IMI 206040
Lineage: Eukaryota; Fungi; Ascomycota; Sordariomycetes; Hypocreales; Hypocreaceae
Source: RefSeq, a predicted model, not a curated record